Saprolegnia parasitica CBS 223.65 is the source of this 1263-nucleotide messenger RNA. RefSeq names its product RuvB-like 1. Gene Ontology annotation, biological process: chromatin remodeling; regulation of transcription by RNA polymerase II; box C/D snoRNP assembly. Bases 1 to 1263 code for a protein of 420 amino acids. NCBI's taxonomy places the organism in Eukaryota, Oomycota, Saprolegniomycetes, Saprolegniales, Saprolegniaceae. Gene Ontology annotation, molecular function: DNA helicase activity; ATP binding. Gene Ontology annotation, cellular component: Ino80 complex; Swr1 complex; R2TP complex. The record is from RefSeq and is a predicted model, not a curated record. The transcript is spliced from 8 exons.
AUGAAGAUCGAAGAAGUCGUGAGCACGAUCAAGACGCAGCGCGUGGCGUCGCACACGCACGUCAAGGGCCUGGGCCUGGACGUCGACGGCUCUGCCCUGCCCAUUGGCUCGGGCCUUGUUGGCCAAGAAAAGGCGCGCGAGGCCGCGGGUAUUGAGCUUGGGCCCAAGGUUCCGUUCUGCCCCAUGGUCGGCUCGGAAGUCUACUCGUCCGAGGUCAAGAAGACCGAGAUUCUCAUGGAGAACUUUCGCCGCGCAAUUGGCCUCCGCAUCAAGGAGAACAAGGAGGUGUACGAAGGCGAGGUGACCGAGAUCACGCCCGAAGAGACGGAAAACCCCCUUGGUGGCUACGGCAAGACCAUCUCGCACGUCAUUAUUGGCCUCAAAACGACCAAGGGCUCCAAGCAGCUUCGGUUGGACCCAAGCAUCUACGAAGCGCUGCAGAAGGAAAAGGUGUCGCCGGGCGAUGUCAUCUACAUUGAGGCCAACAGCGGCUCGGUCAAGCGUGUCGGUCGUUCGGACGCGUAUGCGACCGAGUACGACUUGGAGGCCGACGAGUACGUCCCGAUGCCCAAGGGCGACGUGCACAAGAAGAAGGAGAUCAUCCAGGACGUGACGCUCCACGACUUGGACAUUGCGAACGCCAAGCCGCAGGGCGGCCAGGACAUCAUGUCGAUGAUGGGCAACCUCAUGAAGCCCAAGAAGACGGAGAUCACCGAGAAGCUCCGCAGCGAGAUCAACAAGGUCGUCAACCGGUACAUUGACCAAGGCGUGGCCGAGCUCAUUCCGGGUGUUCUGUUCGUGGACGAAGUGCACAUGCUGGACAUCGAGUGCUUCACGUAUCUCAACCGCGCGCUCGAGUCGACGCUCGCGCCCAUCGUUGUGUUUGCGACCAACCGCGGCGUCUGCACCGUUCGCGGCACGGAGAUCUCGUCGCCGCAUGGCGUGCCGCUCGACUUGCUCGACCGCAUGCUCAUCAUCCGCACGAUGCCCUACUCGGUCGAAGAAAUGGUGCAGAUCGUGAGCAUUCGCGCCGAGGCCGAGAGCAUCCCGCUGGCUGACGACGCGCUCGGCCGCCUCGGCGAGAUUGGCGCGCAGACGUCGCUGCGCUACGUGGUGCAGCUCCUGACACCGUCGCGCAUCAUGGCCGAGACGCAGGGCCGCACCGACAUUACGGCCGACGACGUAGAUGAGAUCCACGACCUCUUCGCCGACGCCAAGCGGUCGGCCAAGGCGCUCGCGGAAGGCGAGGGCUACUUGUAUUAA